This is a messenger RNA of Gaeumannomyces tritici R3-111a-1, 845 nucleotides long. RefSeq lists its product as hypothetical. Gene Ontology annotation, cellular component: preribosome, large subunit precursor; nucleolus. Lineage: Eukaryota; Fungi; Ascomycota; Sordariomycetes; Magnaporthales; Magnaporthaceae. The transcript is spliced from 2 exons. Bases 107 to 682 code for a protein of 191 amino acids. The record is from RefSeq and is a predicted model, not a curated record. Gene Ontology annotation, biological process: ribosomal large subunit export from nucleus.
CCCGGCGGCACCAAGUUUGGGACCCCUCCUCCACUAACAGGGACUUUUUUCGGCCAUUGAACAAGACGGACGGUCGAGAAACAAACCCGACCGGAAUCGCAAAGUCAUGGCUAAAAACGCCCCCUCAAAACACUCGCGGGCCGCCAGGAGGGCGACGUCGCCCAGCAUCGACACGGACAAGUCGCUCAAGAACGUCAAGCCGCCGGCCGAGCCGGCCAACCAGCGGCCCGCCGUGCUGGCGGCGCAGCACGGCGCGGGCGUGGGCAAGAAGGGCAAGUCGGGCCGCAAGGCCAUCCCGAGCUCGCGCGCGCGCCGCCGCCAUGAGAAGGGGAUGGAUCGCGCCGAGGCCGUCAUGGACCGCACCCUGUCCAAGAUCGAGAAGAGCAAGGGCCAGGCGCGCACAGUUCAAAGCAGGCGCAAGGCCUGGGACGACAUCAACACCAGCGCCCUGGCCGCCGCUGCGGCAGAUGGCGACGACGACGAGGCCGCCAGGCCGAAGAAGAAGAAGACGGCAAAGCAGCUCCAGGCCGAGGCCGAGCAGGCGCUUGUUGAUAAGUUCUACAACGAUGAUGGCGAUGAGGAUAUGGAUGGGGCGGACAGCGACGGCGGGGAAACUCGGCCUGCGGCCGCUCCUCAACCAGGGGCCACCGCGGCCCGUGAUGAUGACGAGGAAAUAUUAUGAGCACACCAUUACUGCCUCUUUGCUUUUUACUGUGGGGAAAUCGGCGUUGAGGGUUAUGUCACGGGAACCGGUUAUCUUGUUUUUUUUUUUUUUUUUUGCUUUCUCGUAGGGUUGGAAGAGCCUCUGGCAUUGAACAUGUUCACGAUCUGACCAAGGUAAUGAG